Messenger RNA from Coregonus clupeaformis (lake whitefish), 4567 nucleotides. RefSeq names its product guanine nucleotide exchange factor VAV3 (gene vav3a). The record is from RefSeq and is a predicted model, not a curated record. Bases 270 to 2885 code for a protein of 871 amino acids. Gene Ontology annotation, cellular component: cytoplasm; plasma membrane. The transcript is spliced from 28 exons. NCBI's taxonomy places the organism in Eukaryota, Metazoa, Chordata, Actinopteri, Salmoniformes, Salmonidae. Gene Ontology annotation, molecular function: guanyl-nucleotide exchange factor activity; protein binding. Gene Ontology annotation, biological process: cell migration; regulation of GTPase activity; intracellular signal transduction.
CAAUGUUGCCGUUACUGUCAGCUGUGGAACGGUUCAGUCAUCAAUGGACAGAGCACACACGUAGCCAGUCGCAUAGCCUCUUUCAAUUUACCUUUAUUUCUGCUAUGAAACGGAGGGAAGUAGAAUCAAAUCCGGUUACCUAGUUUCGCUUUCAUCGUUUAUAUUGCAGAUUGAGAAUGGAGACAGCGUUGUAUUCAUUAGUAUUGAUUAGACUCCAAUAGGCUUUAUUCCUCGCGCAAGAUUUGUUUGAUCUCAACCAUACAUUAACAAUGAUGGAGUAUUGGAGGCAGUGCGCGUUAUGGCUGAUCAACUGCAAGGUGCUUCCACUCAACCAUAGGGUAACAUGGGAGUCUGCCCAGGUAUUCGACCUGGCUCAGACCCUCCGAGAUGGCGUGCUCCUGUGUCAGCUUCUCAACAACCUCCGACCCCAGUCCAUCAACCUCAAAGAGAUCAAUCUCAGACCGCAGAUGUCACAGUUCCUGUGCUUGAAGAACAUCAGGACAUUUCUCUCCGCCUGCUGUGAGAUGUUUGGCAUGAAGAAGAGUGAACUCUUUGAGGCCUUCGACUUGUUUGAUGUGCGGGACUUUGGAAAGGUUAUGGACACAUUAUCCAAACUGUCCCGCACAACGAUUUCAGAACAAACCGGAAUAAAGGCUUUUCCUUCAGAGGAGAGUCUAGAAGAAGAUGAGGACAUCUAUAACCACCUAGAAGACCUGAUUGAUGAGAAUGGAGUGGAGGAUGAGGAGGAUCUUUAUGACUGUGUCUAUGAUGAUGAAGAUGGAGGAGAGAUCUAUGAAGAUCUGAUGAAGGCUGAAGCCGUCCCUCCUCCUCUGUCGUUACAGAAGCAGGUAGAGACGGACAUCAGGAGCUGCUGUCUGACAGAGAUCAAGCAGACUGAGGAGAAGUACACAGAGACUCUGGAAUCCAUAGAGAAGUAUUUUAUGGCACCUCUUACGGCGUUCCUGUCCUCAGAGGAGAUGAAGAAAGUGUUUGUCAACAUUCCGGACCUGGUUAAAGUUCACAAGAGUCUCAUGGUGGAGAUCCAAGACUCUGUCUGCCAUAAAAGUGCUCAGAACCUCUACCAGAUCUUCAUCAACUACAAAGAGAGAUUGCUAAUAUAUGGGACAUACUGUAGCCAUGUAGAAACGGCCAUCGUUGCUCUGGAUGACAUCUGCAAACACAGAGAGGACAUCCGAAUGAAGCUGGAGGAAUGUGCGAAGAGAGCCAACUAUGGGAAGUUUACACUGAGGGAUCUGCUAGUGGUCCCUAUGCAGCGGGUACUGAAGUAUCAUCUUCUUCUACAGGAAUUAGUGAAACACACUCACGACGUGGCUGACAAGAGCAAUUUGCGGAUGGCGCUGGAUGCCAUGAAGGACCUGGCUCAGUACGUCAAUGAAGUGAAGAGAGACAACGAGACUCUGAGAGACAUAGCCCAGUAUCAGAAAUCCAUCGAAAACCUUAAUCAGUCUCUUAGUAUCUAUGGGAGACCAAAAGGAGACGGAGAGGUACGCGUUGCCUCAAUCGACAAACGUGCCAAACAGGACCGGCAUAUCUUCCUGUUCGAUGCUGCUGUGAUCGUCUGUAAGAGGAGAGGAGACAACUAUGAGAUGAAGGAAGUGAUCGACCUGCACCACUUCAAGAUCACCAACAACCCCACGUCAGACAAGGAGAACAGAAAGUGGUCCUAUGGAUUCUACCUGACACACAACCAGGGGCAGAGUGGCUUCGAGUUCUUCUUCAAAACCAAGGAGCUGAAGAAGAAAUGGCUGGAGCAGUUUGGCAUGGCCAUAUCCAACAUACGUCCAGAGAACGGCACCAGUAACUUCCAUGAGUUCAAGAUGCACACCUUCGACAGAAUCACAUCCUGUAGCUCCUGUCACAUGCUGCUAAGGGGCAUCUUUAACCAGGGGUACCUGUGCUCCAAGUGUGGUGUUGGAGCCCAUAAGGAAUGUCUGGGGAGGUUUGGCGGCUGUGGAAAAACAGAUCCAGGCUCCUUCAGAACUCAGGAAAAAUCAGUGCACGGACGGCGAUCAGAUCCAGGGUUACCUAAGAUGUUGGUGACCAGGAACUAUUUUGGUGUGCCAAGUCCCAUAUGUGGCCCACCCCUCAACAUCCAGCAAGGUGACAUCAUCGAGCUGGUCUGUGCCGAUCUACACAGCUCCUGGUGGCAGGGCAAAAUUCUGACGACGAGAGAGGUUGGCUUCUUUCCAAGCGACGCCGUGAAGCCGUGCCCAUGUGUCCCCAAACCUGUCGACUACUCCACACAACCCUGGUUUGCUGGGCCCAUGGAGAGACUUCAGGCUGAGGCAGAACUGAUCAACAGAGGGAAUAGCACCUACCUGGUCCGCCACCGGAGCCGCGAGUUCACAGAGUACGCCAUCAGCAUUAAGUACAACAAUGACGUGAAGCACAUCAAGAUCCUGACCAGAGAUGGCUGCUUCCACAUCGCAGAAAACAAGAAGUUCAGGAGUAUAUUAGAACUAAUUGAAUACUACAAACACCAUUCAUUGAGGGAAGGCUUUAGAAGCCUGGACACCACACUGCAGUUCCCCUACAGAGAACAGGAGAAUGCUGCUAUGCUCCACACCAACAGACCUGGAGGAAACACCCCAUUGCUCUGUGGACUGACUUAUGUAACUCCUGCCGGCUACAGCUUUGUUCCUCCCUCCUCCGCUCCUUUCUGGUCAGUGUUCACCCCGAAGGUGAUGGGUGUGGCGAUAGCCCGCUAUGACUUCAGCUCCAGGGACACCAGAGAGCUGUCUCUACAGGAGGGAGAUGUAGUCAAGAUCUACACCAAGUCAGGAGCCAAUGGCUGGUGGAGGGGAGAGGUCAGCGGCAGGGUGGGCUGGUUUCCAUCUACCUAUGUGGAGGAAGGAGAGGAGUGAGUCCUGAAGAAAGAAAAAUACUGUUUGGUUUAGUACCAGACACUAUGCUUGAUCUGACAGCUUGCUGAGAUGGGACUUCCUUAUCUGGGAUUCCAGCCCUCCUAUUGGCUGUUGCCUCAGCAACGUCCCAGAGACCUUUGGGAAAAGAGGGGUUCCUCAUUGAACUAGUGACUGGUUAUCUCUGCAACAGACUAGUGCCUGGGUUCUCUCUGCAACAGACUCGUGACUGGGUUCUCUCUGCAACAGACUAGUGAUUGGUUCUCUCUGCAACAGACUAGUGACUGGUUCUCUCUGCAACAGACUAGUGACUAGGUUCUGUCUGCAACAGACUAGUGGCUGGUUCUCUCUGCAAAAGACUAGUGACUGGUUCUCUCUGCAACAGACUAGUGACUAGGUGCUCUCUGCAAAAGACUAGUGACUGGUUCUCUCUGCAACAGACUAGUGACUGGUUCUCUCUGCAACAGACUAGUGACUGGUUCUCUCUGCUCUGCUCCACCACUUCAACAGCUUGGCUGUCAGCAGGGGAAGGACGUUUGACAGAACCCAGCUCUCUCCUUCCGUCCCUCCCUCUCUCCCUCUCUCCCUCUCUCCCUCUCUCCCUCUCUCCCUCACAUCCACCUCUCUCCCUCUGUCAACACAGCUACCGCAAGUUGUUACUGAAAUAUUUAAAUGCCGCCCAUCCAUCCAUCCAUCUAUCCAUCCAACCAUUUAUCCAUCCAUCCACACCACCCAGGAUAUAGCUAAGACUAUCUAUGGAUUUGGAAAAGUGAAAGACAAAAGAGUGAGAAAGAGAAGAGACACACACACACCCACGUACACACACACACACACAGGGCGGCAGGUAGCCUAGAUAGGGCGGCAGGUAGCCUAGCGGUUUGAGCGUUGAAAGGUCGCUAUUUCGAAUCCCAAGCCGACAAGGUGAAAAAUCUGUCAAUGUGACCUUGAGCAAGCUACUUAACCCUAACGCUGUCAUGAAACACCUCCCACACCCAUCAUCACAGAUUACAAUCGCUGCCACUGAACACGACACACACACAGGUUAACGUUUAUUGGGAUGAAUCUUGUCCUGGAGGCAGAGCUGAGCGGUUUUUGUUAGCUGGUCCAGCCGAAAAGUCAAAAUAGUUUAUAUUGUUAAAAAAAUCCAGAAAACAAAGAUUUGCUUUUUGGUCUUUAUUUAGGCUUAGGCAUAAUGUUAGCAGUGUGAUUAAGGUUAGGGUUAAGAUUAGGGUUAGGUUUAAAAUCAGAUUGUAUGACUUUGUGGCUGUGGCAGCUAGUGACCACCCUGCAGAGCAGCUUCCAGUACAUGAGUCAUCCCAGUAAAUACCAACCUGCCACACACACACAUAAGAUGAGAGAGAGGGAUGAUGGGGGAUAUCAUCGCCACCCCACCCCUCAUGUUCUUACACGGGGCUGUCUCUGUGUGUUGAUCUGAUAGGGGCCUGGCUGGUUUGUCAGGGAACAAGCUAGCGAUGCGAUGCUACCCUACGACGGAUGCAAGAGGCCCCCGCUCUCUCUUCUCUCUCCGCUCUUUCUCUUCCUUCUGACAGAAAACAAACGGGAAUACUCUGACUGUCUCCUGUUACCCCUACUGUUGGGGCCUCCAGCCCUCUAUCGUCUGUAUCUCUCUCUCUUUCUGUUCUUUUAAACCCCCUUUUUUCUCCCUUUCUCCUUCUCUCUCUUCC